This is a messenger RNA of Clonostachys rhizophaga, 1920 nucleotides long. NCBI's taxonomy places the organism in Eukaryota, Fungi, Ascomycota, Sordariomycetes, Hypocreales, Bionectriaceae. The record is from the annotation of a GenBank genome assembly.
AUGAAGACAGUCAUCAACACUGGUCUUCUCGUCCUGGGAGGCCUCGCUGCCAAGGCGACAGCCACGGCCGAGUACGACUAUGUCGUCAUUGGCUCUGGCCCUGGUGGUGGCCCUCUUGCCGCGAACUUGGCCCGUGAGGGACAUUCAGUCUUCUUGAUCGAAGCUGGCGGCAACCGCGGAGACGAACUCUUGCAACAAGUCCCCAGGUUGUACAAUGCAAACGCGGAGCACCCCGAAAUGUCCUGGCAGUUCUUUGUCUCUCACUAUCAGAACGAGACUCAGGCCCGCCGCGAUCGUUAUUUCAGCUACCGCCUCGCCAACGGUACGCUCUACUACGGUCUCAACCCCCCUGAGGGCGCAACGCCACUUGGCAUUUAUUACCCUCGAGGAGCCACCGUUGGAGGUUCAGCCAUCUCGAAUGCGAUGAACGUCGUGCUUCCUCCUCCAGACGACUUUGACUACAUCGCCCGCGCCACCGGAGACGAUUCCUGGAGGGGUGAGAAUCUCAUCCAGUACUACGAAGAAUUCGAGCGCAACACUUACACUCCGCCCGGCACCGAUGGCCACGGCUACGAUGGAUACAUCGCUACCAACAGGAACAACAUUUCUUAUCUUGUUGACCGUCCAGGCAUCUUCAAUGUUGUGCAGAACGCCAUGUCUCAAACUGAAAACAUCGAUCUUCCUGACCGAGAGGACGUGAUUCAACGUCUGGAACGUGACCUCAACCGACCUGAUCUUGACAAGUACGAGCAGGAGGGCGUCUACCAGGUCCCAGUCCACGUCGAUGAUAAGCGCCGCCGAAGCAGCCCAUGGAACUACAUCAGUGAAACACUUGCUGCCAAGUCUGCCAACGGGUCUGCUCUCUAUCCUCUCACUUUGAGCACCCACAGUCUUGCCACCAAGGUAGUCACAUCCAAGAGCUCUAAUGGCACGAUCAAGGCUGUGGGAGUCGAGUACCUUGCUGGUGAGGGUCUUUAUGAAGCUGACCGCCGCUAUGAUGCUAGCGUCAGUGGAGAGAAGAAGUUCGUAAAGGCUAGAAAGGAGGUCAUUGUUGCCGGAGGAGCCUUCAACACUCCCCAGAUUCUGAAGCUCAGUGGUCUCGGUCCCCGCGAGGAGCUUGAAAGCCACGGUAUUCCUACUGUCGUCGACCUCCCCGCCGUGGGCGAGUACCUGCAAGACAACUAUGAGAUUGGCAUCAGCGUCCAGUCGCAGAUCCCCUGGGAGAACAACCCAGCUGCCAACUGCACAUCCUCGGGCAACCCCGAAACUGACCCUUGCCUCGCCCAGUGGAUCGAAGGUUAUGGUCCUUAUGGCGAAGCUGCUUCGUCUAUCUUCAUGCUCUACCGUUCUAGCCAAAGUGAAAACAAUGACACUGAUCUGAUUAUUUUCGGCGGCGGCGGCGGCGUCUUUGACGGCCAUUACCCAGGAUACAGCACAACCCAGCGACCUCCUACCAGCUUCUUCUGGGUUGUUGCCAAGAUGCAGAACCACAACCCCGCCGGCACCGUUCGUCUUCGCUCAUCCGACCCUCGUGAAGUUCCCCAGAUCGACUUCAACUUCUUCGAACAGGGCCGUGAGAUUGAUCUCACAGCUCUCUCUGAGGGCCUGGAGCAUGUCACCUCCAUCAUGAAUGCGAUGGACGAGCCAUACGCGCCUUUCACUUUCAUCGACCCUCCCUCUGACCGCUCUUUGAGCCAGCACAUUCUGGACCACACUUUUAGUCACCACGCCCUUGGAAGCUGCCGUAUUGGCCGCGACAAGACCGACUCGUGCGUUGACUCCAACUUCAAGGUCCAUGGUGUUGAGGGUCUCAGAGUCGUCGACGGUUCUGUCUUCCCCCGUGCCCCUGGAGGAUUCCCCGUGGGUUCUACAUUUUUGAUCGGCCAGAAGGCUUUCCGUGUCAUCACUGAGGACGCUUAG